GCUGACAAGCCGCAGAUGCAGUCAGAGCUGAUGCUCGAAUUCAGUGCACAAAGCGAGUCUUUCAGAAUCGGACGGGACAUGCAUCUACAUCUGUGCCCAUGUCUCCUACUGGUGCUCCUCAGUCCAGCAACGGGGGAGGCCCUCUCCAUAAACUACGCCACCGGAUACGUUAACCUAAGCGCCACCUGCCCGGAUUCCUACUGCAGCCUCGAGAAUCUGUCCGUGGCCUUCUCGGCCGAUCGGGCUGUAAAGCUGAAGGAGCUGCACCUGAGCUACUGCAGCCGAUACUCGGUGCCCUUUCAGAUGCUGAAUCUCACUCCCAACCUGAGCAGCCUGGUCAUCCGCAACUGCAGCAUCUACUACAUCAGUAAGGAGAUCCUGAAACCGGUGGGCAAUCUCAGUGCCCUGCAGAUGCAGCGCACCAAUCUGUGGGUGCUGCGCGACGAGCAGUUCGGCGCGGUUCCCCGCCUGGAGAUACUGGAGCUGGGCCACAACACCAUUCACACGGUGCAUGUGAGGGCCUUCAAGGGACUCGCACGCCUGCGGCUGCUCGGGCUGCAGGCCAAUGGGAUCGGACAGCUAUUGGAGGGUACCUUCGAUCCGCUCGUGGAGCUGCUGCACCUGGACCUCAGUGGGAAUGAGAUCGAGACCCUGCCGGGCACCAUCUUUGGCCAGAACUCGAAGCUGCGGACGCUGAUGCUCAAUGGUAAUCGGCUGACUGUGCUUACACCCCAGACUCUGGGGCACCUCGCCGACCUGCGACUGCUCGAUCUGAGCCACUGCGGACAGUUGUCGGAGCUGCAUCUGCAUAGUGCCCACACGGUGUUCUUGGAGGCGAGCGGAGUGACCAGUCUUGUCAUUGAAGGCAGCGUUAUCAGACUCUUGGCGGACAACAACGAGCUGACGCAUCUCAGCAUUGGCGAUAAGAGCUCCGUCCUCCAUCUGAACCUACAUGGCAAUCUUCUGGAUGGCAACGAUACCGACACUCUGCUUCGGGGCAUGUGGAAUCUGGAUAGCCUGGAUCUGUCGAAGAACCUCAUCGAGGCCCUGCCCCAGCCCGGCGGCACUGAAGACGCCAACGAGCUCUUUCUCCUGCCCAGUCUCCGGUACCUGAAUCUGGCCUACAAUCGGGUGGGCCGUCUGCCCGUGGCCUCGCCGCUGCUCUCCCCUCGGCUGAACCACCUGGACCUGUCCCACAAUCACAUGCUGGCCGUGCAAGUCGAGAGCUUCGCGGGACUGCUGAAUCUGGAGAGCUUGUACCUCGAGGGCAACCGGCUGAACGAUUUGGACUACGAGCUCCUACACAGACAGCACGAAGGACUCAAGGAGCUGGGUCUCAACGACAACGAGUGGGGCGCGAUCUUCUUCCGCAAAAUGGCCACCUACAUGACCGAUCGGGGUGUAUAUCUGCCGCCGAGAGGACAGCACACUACUCCGUUCAACAACACCCAGCUCGACGGCGACUGGCCCACGGUCACGGGCCAGGUCCUCGCCCAAAACCGGGACCAGGCUGGAGUGGCAGGUAUUCAUCCGUAUUGGACGCUCCGCGAUAUCUUGGCCAUGGUCACCCUGGUGGUGGUGAUGCUCAUUCUCCUGCUGCAUCUCUACCGCAUCCUGGAGGAGGAGGGCUGCUUCAGGCGAUACCGAAGGUGGCGCAGGCCCGAACGUACCGCCAGCGGCGUGGGGCGCCUUAACGAGCAGGACUCUGAACAAAGCUCGAGUGAAUAGUUGGCGAGGAUCUGAGCUGUGCAGCAUGCCACAUGUUGCCUUGCCGCUGUUUCUGUCCUGUUCCUCUGGCCAAAUAAACGUCAAUUUGAUGUCAAUUUA
This is a messenger RNA of Drosophila miranda, 1827 nucleotides long. Its product is annotated as insulin-like growth factor-binding protein complex acid labile subunit. The transcript has 2 exons. Lineage: Eukaryota; Metazoa; Arthropoda; Insecta; Diptera; Drosophilidae. Gene Ontology annotation, cellular component: extracellular matrix. The coding region runs from base 16 to 1728 and encodes 570 amino acids. Gene Ontology annotation, molecular function: protein binding. The record is from RefSeq and is a predicted model, not a curated record.